Molecule: messenger RNA, 996 nt
Organism: Brassica oleracea var. oleracea
Lineage: Eukaryota; Viridiplantae; Streptophyta; Magnoliopsida; Brassicales; Brassicaceae
Product: mitogen-activated protein kinase kinase kinase ANP1-like
Exons: 1
Coding region: 1-996 (331 amino acids)
Biological process (GO): protein phosphorylation
Molecular function (GO): protein kinase activity; ATP binding
Source: RefSeq, a predicted model, not a curated record
AUGGCAAGACCAGAUUUGUUCUUUGUUAAGCUUCUUGGCAAAGGUUCCUUUGGUUCCGUCAGUCUCUAUCAAGGCCUUCGCUACGACGGCGCUAUGGUCUCCGUUGCCGUUAAGACCUCCGACAGUCAACAUGCAGAGUCUCUCUUCAGAGAGGUACAAAUACUGUCUGAAUUCAAAGGGUGUCCGAGAAUCGUCCAGUGCUACAACACCAGUGUGAAAGGAAGUCUCAACCAAUUUAAUGGUUGCGUGGAGUACAAGAUUCCCUUGGAAUACGCUCCUGGUGGAAGCCUGAUGAGUUUCAACAAAACAUUCAAAGACAAUAAGUUGCCUGAUCCUUUGAUCAGAGACUUUACUCGUAUGCUUCUCCAAGGCUUAGCCACGAUUCACGCACACGGUUACGUACACUGCGACCUCAAACCAGAGAACAUCCUUGUUUUCCCUAGCUACGCCUACAAGAACGGCGCGUGGAGAUCUUCUUUCGAGUUGAAGAUUUCUGAUUUCGGCUUGUCGAGAAGGGAAGGAGACAGUAGCUGGUGGGAACCUAAUCAUCCGUUCGCGGGAACAUCGAUCUACAUGUCUCCGGACUCGGUUUCUUACGGAGAGACAGGGAAAGAUCUCGACUUAUGGUCGUUGGGGUGCUGUGUACUGGAGAUGUACACUGGGGAGGGACCUUGGUGUCAUAAGAACUAUGAAGUGGAUGAUCUCAUGAAUGGCCAAGAGCCGCUGAUUCCAAGCGACCUUCCUUUCGAAGCAAAACUCUUUAUCAUGACUUGCUUUGCGCCUAGGACAAAAGACGCGACAAGAUUGUUGAAGCAUAUAUUCGUGCGUGAAGACGACGGGAACAAGAUCACACAGCCUUCUCCUGUGAGCGAUAAUAUAAAGGCAAAAUCAGCUCUGCAACUGGCGAACUUUGUUAGAAGGAAUGUUUCUACAACCAAAACCAUUCGUGUGCUUGCUGCUGCUCAAGUCAUGCCUAACAAGACCAUCAUGGCCUAG